Limulus polyphemus (Atlantic horseshoe crab) is the source of this 532-nucleotide messenger RNA. RefSeq names its product guanylate cyclase 32E-like. Lineage: Eukaryota; Metazoa; Arthropoda; Merostomata; Xiphosura; Limulidae. The annotation marks the transcript as partial. The record is from RefSeq and is a predicted model, not a curated record. The transcript is spliced from 2 exons.
AAAUGUUCCGACCAAAAGGUUUCCAACAAAACCAUUUAUAAAACGUUUGCUCGAACACUGCCCCCAAGUUCGAAAGUCUCCAAAUCGGUGAUUUCUCUAUUAAAACACUUCAGUUGGGACAAAGUGGUGUUGGUGGUGUCUGAGAAUCAUUGGGACAAACAAGUUGAAGAAGCUUUGCUGAUUCGGGCUGAAGAAGAGAGUAUACAAAUCACCAACACCUUCUACAUACCAGGUUUUUACAUCAGCGGAAGUCACAACGAAAAUAUCAAACAAAUCAUCCAUGAAUCUUACAAGAUAACAAGAAUGGUUGUAACAAGAAGAUUCAUUAGUCAGCUAACUCUCUGUGGCUUCUUCAAGUUCUUUUCCACUUAUUCUGCAGUUUAUAUUAUCUUGGCUGACAUUGAUGCCCUGGUGGACUUCGCACGUUACAUGGGAAAACAAGAACUAUUGGACGACGGCAAGUACGUCAUCAUAUGUGUAGAAGAUAAAGAGGUUUAUGAUCCUGCCAAAUCACAACAGUAUCUAAAGAAGG